Messenger RNA from Tachysurus vachellii, 786 nucleotides. RefSeq names its product pancreatic progenitor cell differentiation and proliferation factor b (gene ppdpfb). Gene Ontology annotation, biological process: multicellular organism development; cell differentiation. The transcript is spliced from 5 exons. The record is from RefSeq and is a predicted model, not a curated record. The coding region runs from base 195 to 539 and encodes 114 amino acids. NCBI's taxonomy places the organism in Eukaryota, Metazoa, Chordata, Actinopteri, Siluriformes, Bagridae.
GACCUGAAGUUCAGACAGCAUUGCGGUAUUGUAACUGGCCGUGGACGGUUUUUGCCACCCAAACCUUUUCAAAUGGGCCCCGUCGCCUAGCGUUUUCUCCCCAAAAGCCUCCGACUGAGUUGCAUAGAGUGCUAUAAAACAUCAGCACAAACAAGAAGGUUACCAUCUAAGGCACGUGUGAGCAAGUGUGAAGCAUGGCAGCAAUCCCAGCUGGCGGAUCUCUUGUAGCCACCCAUGACUAUUACCGGAGGCGCCUUGGCUCUACAUCAAGUAGCAGCUCGUGUGGCAGCUCGGAAUAUGUUGGGGAGGUUAUUCCUCAUCACCCAGGCCUGCCCAAGCAAGACUCUGGUCACUGGUGGUCGAGCUUCUUCUUUGGGAAGCAGCCGGGUAUGGGCUCCUUGGCUGAAGAGGCUCAGCAGAAUUCAGGGCUGAGCGUGACCGAUGGGCAUGUGAUGUGUAUUGCUCGGGAUAUGGUGAAGAGGCAGGCCAGCGAGAGUAGUGAUGCUGGGAAGUCGGAGGUGGGGAGUUCCCAUUCCUAAAUCCAGCUUGGGGGACCAACGCUAGGGGACGGGAAAUGGCCCCUAUUUUGAUUUUGGUUAUUUUAUUUUAUGUGUAGAAUAGUUGCUAUUUAGUUUUUCAUAACCAUUAUUUUGUUAGGCUUACAAUUAAAAUGAAGGUAUUAAAUAUGUGUUUUGUAUGUUUUUACACAUCUGUGACACUGUUUUUGUUACUACUUUUCACUGUCACCGUGUUCACAGAAACAAUAAAAAAUUGAAGUAGCCAAAA